AGUGUACGUGCGACCGGUUGCGGACGAGGACGCAUUGUCGCGCGACGCGUAUCACAUCGCUUAUUACGCAGUAACAAUUGUUGCCGACCGCGUGGACUCCCGCGAACCAACUUCAAGUGUUUCCCAGACUCUUGCGCGAGGUGGUACGGUUGAUAACGCGCGAUCAAGCCCCCACAGACUCCAGUGAUAACUCUUAUCAGUGUGGAAAAGUUGUAAAGUGCGUAUACAAGUCGGAAGGACGCCGGAAUUUGCGCAGCGGCAAGUCUUCGGGACCUUCGACGCUCGUGACGAUCGUGGGCGAUACGAUACUCGGUGUUUGGGACCGAUUCGAGCCACGUUACAAGGUUAUCGCGCCUCUAGCCCGCCAGUGAUGAAUUGGAAAAUCGGCGCGUAGUCGCUCACGUGGUGCGCGCCCCGCCCCCGCCUUGCCCGCGCUUAUAUUUAGCGAAAAUCGCCUCUCGGGAACGGUCCGACGGUCCGACGGCUGACGCUCUCUGCGCACAUCGCUGUUUAUGAACGUUAGUGAGACGCCACAUGUUAUUGGCUUCGAAUAACAGAGCCGAUAAGGAGAAGACAGAUAACCUCUGCGGAUCGCGGCCCGGCUUCGACCAUUCUGGAAAUAGAAAGAAAUCUGUUAAAAAUCGGAAAGGAGAACGUUCUGAGAUGCUAACGGCUGGCAUCGGCACGCGCCGGUGAGCGCCCGAACUGGCACACCGACCGAAAAAUUCCACUGGUCGAAAUAGUUAGCGAUAUGUCUAUACAAGGGGGUGGCGGUUACCAGAGCCCGUGGUCGUCGCAGACCGGGCUUUCAGAGUUAGAGGGCACCAUGGGCGAGCUGGAGCCGCUGGGCGAGCUCACCGAGGUGGGCUUCGAGCCGCAGACGCGGGCCCGCUCCAACACGUGGCCGCUGCCGAGGCCCGACAACUAUGUCGACCCCGUGGACGACACCGGCUCCAAGAAAAACUCCAACCAGAACUUGGCUGGAGCGCCUCCACUGCCCUCUGUGGGCGGUAAGAAAAAUUCGUCCCGGCGUAACGCGUGGGGCAACCUUUCCUACGCUGAUCUCAUCACUCAAGCCAUCACCUCAGCACAAGACAACCGGCUUACGUUGUCGCAAAUAUACGAGUGGAUGGUCCAGAAUGUGCCAUAUUUUAAAGAUAAGGGCGAUAGCAACUCUUCGGCUGGAUGGAAGAAUUCGAUCCGGCACAACUUAUCCCUACACAACCGGUUCAUGAGAGUGCAGAACGAAGGCACGGGGAAGUCGUCUUGGUGGAUGAUCAACCCGGAUGCGAAGCCCGGCAAGUCGGUCAGAAGAAGAGCGGCCUCCAUGGAGACGUCUAAAUUUGAAAAAAGAAGAGGAAGGCUUAAAAAGAAGACUGAAGCGUUAAGACAUGGAGCGACAGCAGACGCCACACCAAGCCCCAGUAGCUCUAUCUCAGAAAGCAUCGACACUUUCCCUGAUUCUCCAAUGCACAGCAGCAGUUUCCAGUUGUCGCCGGACUUCCGCCAGAGGGCGUCUUCGAACGCGUCCUCGUGUGGCCGCCUGUCACCGAUCCCGUCUUUGAUCCCUUCCGAACCAGAUUGGGCAUCGGAGUACACGCCUUCGGGAGACUACGCGACCAACAGCGACUUCACUCAAACAGACUUCGCACAAGAAGAACAGUUGGCGGGUUCGCUCGCUGUCUCCAUGAAGCUGCACGGAGCAGAUCCAUUCCUCAACACGUACGUUCCGACAACAUCGUCGUCAACGUCGGGCGGCAGCUUCCGAUACGGGUCGUACGGCGCUUGCCCGCGGCACCCGCACGGUGGCUGCGCGUGCGCAUCCAUGUACCCUCACCCCGCGCACCCUGCUCACCCCACGCACCCCCACCAGCACGCGCUCGAUCACUUCGUCAGGCCGCCAGCACCCGCCGACCCCGCUGAUAUUAUGCAAACUGAAAACGGCCAAACUCAAAUGGUGACGACAUCAGACCCGGCGUUGAUGAACGGCGGCAUGAUGCUGCAGACGGGCGCGUUGGGCCCCACCACCGUCAUGGGGCAGAUCAUGGGCGCGCUCAACUCCGGCCUUGGCGAGGACCUUAAUUUUGAAACGCUUGAGCACGGCUUCGACUGUAACGUUGAUGAGGUAAUAAAGCACGAGCUAAGCAUGGACGGCACGCUGGACUUCAACUUCCCGCAGCAGCACGGCGCGAUGGCGGCGGAGGCGGAGAGCCAGUUCGCUGCGCCGGCGCCGCCCGUGCCCAGCACGCUGUCGGGCGGCGGCGCGCCCCGCACGCCCUACUCCGCCACGCCCUCCUGGGUCCACUGACCGCACGGCAUCCCGCUUCCACAUUGGCGUAACUCGUAUCACCGCAACUGACCAGAGGAUACCAAAAUGAUAUCUAGUUUUGAUUCCCGGUGAGAGCACCUGGUUAUGUUUCUGGGUACUGACCGCAUAACAAGCUGAUAAGUGCGAGUCAGUAACGGUCAGUACGGUGCGUCAUUGUUAGUCAGACCGUCAGCGGUUGUGGGUUUGCCCAAGAGUUGCGCCAAUGCUUCAUAACUUCCUAAACGGACAGCGUAGUAGAGAUUUUUGUUUAAAUGUUAACUAAUGUUAGAGUUUUAUUUUAGUGUAAGUGGACCGUUACCAACGUUGUUGUGUCAAUUGUGUUAAUGUAGUUAGUGUUAAGCCGGGUGGAAGCAUGUGAUAUAGGGUUAUGGACAGUGGGCCCGGAUGGGACUGGGGUUUGGUGCUUUGUGGCGACGUCCGGAUAAUGGAGAGAUUCAUGGAAGCUUACCACCGUCGCAGAGUCGGGAACAAAUAUGUUGUGUUCCCGAUAAUAAACAUUAGUGAAUUGUCCAAAAGUGCGAGCGAAAUGCUUUUACGGAACACGAACUAUUUCGCAUCCGUAACUCAUGAAACCGAUUGCGUUCUAAAGAAACAACGACUCAUCACAAAAACGAACCAAAAUUAUGAAGACCAGUUAAUCGUGGAGACUGAUCAGUGUUCUAUUUAUUGGCGAAUGUAUUCGACAAUUACAAAUAUUGACGAUUAUCAGUGACAGUUUUAAAAGUGUACGUCGAACAUUGAAGACUAUGUUAAGGAAGUGACCUCGUGUUUUAUAAUAAACUUCAGCGAGGACAUAAUUAGAAAUUAAUAUGAUCUUUCGCAGUCCCCAAACGGAAUACGGACAAUUUGUACGAAAAAUGCAGACUGACUGAUUUUGACUAAAUUUAAUUUGGGAAAUAUGUUGUUUAAUAUUAAAUUUGUGUUGUGUUUCGUAAACUCUAAUUCUCUCAUCAGCGAUUAUUCAAAUUCAUGUUGAUUAUAAAUCCUAAUUAACCGCAAAAUGUGCGAGAAUCAAAUGAGAGCGAAAACAAAAUUUGUCUUGAACAAAAGGUUUAACACCGUCGGAAAUAUUUGUUACGAUACAAAAUUAUGAUCCACGUGUUGAAUCUAUGAAUUAUGUAUUAAAAUGUGCUUAAUCAUAAACCGCUUUUACAAAGUCAACAUCCAAAUGGAUGUAAUACGGCGUUGUUUAAAUUUUAAAAUAUGUCUGCGCGACAUAUAUGUAACACUUUUGGAGUUUUUAUGCGAACAAAAUAUUUUGGACGGUUUGUAUUGCGUUUAGGAUUGUAAUAGUGAUAUUUUCCGAUCAUAACACCAAUUAGAUAAGUGAUCUUUAAAGCCAUAUUGUACAUAGAUUUAUUUACACAUGCUUAAGCCAUUUACUACCAAAUAUGUGUUUAUCACAAUUGCUCAACGGUCGAACUGACGCCAAAUUCUGAACAACUCGAUAAUUGUAAGCUCAUAGAACAUGUUAUUUGUAAAAUACAACACGGAGAACCGUCGAUACAAUACAAUAAGCACAAUAAGUUGCCGCAACUAACGUGCCUGCUAGUGCAUUCUCAAACCAAUGUAAAUAGAGUGGUCAAUGUUCAAAUAUUUUAUACGAUUAUAUACAGCACGAAAUGUAAAAAAAAUUGUGUCUAUAAUGUUGACGCACAAGCAAAAUCCGUCAUAGUCAGAUAUCUAGUCCCAGAUAUAUUUUUUUUGUUCAAUAAGCUAUGUUCUUCAAAUGCAGAAUUGUUACUCAUAGAUAAGCAGUGCCGGGGGCUAGCCCAUUAGGCUCUAAUGUAGCAUGAUUUCAUUCUGUAAAAUACCUCAGUGGACUGUUUGUGAUAGAUUUAGCCAAUAAGUGUUCAAUUUAGUACGUGUAUCGUGUAAGUCAAUUCAUGUACUUUUUGGCGUCCAUUCGUAUUGUGUACAUUCAAAAGUGCUGUUUCUUUUUGCGUAGGGUUCACGGGUCGUUUGCCUUUGCGCGUUUUUUUAACAUUAUCGUAAAAUAAAUUCACUGCUUUUAUACAUCGUCACGUAUAUUCGCAGCUGAUGUAUGGUGCUAUAAUUAAUGUGUCAAUAGCGCGUUUUAAUGAAACAUUCGGUUUCAUCGCUCGAUGUAUGUGAGCGUGGACGAGCGGCAGGCCCGGCGAGGCGACAAGCGCCGCCGUGGACUUCUUCCGCAGUCGCUGCACGUUUGUCGACACCUAGCUUCACGGUACUCUGCAGUCGAUACGGGCGCGAGCUAGAUCACACCGUUUAAUUUCUAUAAUGUAGAUAGACAAUAUUAUUUCAUAGUUAGCGAGUGGCUCAAAGCCAUUCGACGUCGUCAGUAGAUGUUGGACAUCGGGCCUUGGUGAUGGGCCUGCGAUAGCAAACGUUUGCCAAAUAUAAAUACGUAAAAUCCAAUAAAGUUCGUUUAUAUGUAUAAAUAAUCGGAGUUAAUCGAUAGUCGUAUUAUAUGAGUGUUGUAGACGAAAGAUAAAUCUCUUCGGAGGUAUCUCAUGAAUUAGUUAAGUAGGUUAGUUAAUAUAUCUCCUGGUUGUUGAAAUACAAUAUUAAAAUAUACAAUGUGACGAGACGUAGUUAUUUAUGUCAAUCCAUGUGGUCAAUUAAGUAUGGACCGAAUUAAAAGUCUGUUCCAUUAAGGCCUAGCGUUAAUGUGAAUGAAUGCGUUCAAUGUAUUAUGUUGUGCUUUUGGUCAUGGUUUCGCUAAAUUUGGGCUUUCCGCUACAAUUUGCGAACAUAAAUUGCUUAAUGAAUUAUGAGGAUAAAUAUUUUAGUAAAAAUGUACAAAAUCCAGUGAAAAACGUUUUGGCUGCAUCAUUAAUGUAAUGUGCAAUGUUUUUGAUAAAUCUUCACUGGUUUAUUUCUCCGGUCUUUCAUAUACUAAGGGCCUAAUGAUUCGACCUAGACGCUUUGACUAGAGGCACAAGGAAUUGGAAUGAUUUGUCAUUUGUGUACCAUCUGAUGAACAGCUCCAAUGACGUUAAUCUGUUUAUUGAUGGUACGCACGUUCAUAGUUCAUUGUAGUUAUAUCAUGUAUGGAAAUAUCGAUUUGAUCUAGAAAUUCGAUGAUAAGCGAUGGCGUACACAAAUUUUUUAUCUUAGUUUUGUAUAUUGUACGAGAAGUACAGAUGAUAUGAAUUUUAAAUGAAUUAGCCAAUUGUGCGCCGUCAGCAAUCGAUUGGAAUCAAAUUGUUAUUUCUAUUAAUGCGUAAACGCAUAUAGGCACGCUAUUGUCAAAGUUUCGCGACGUACGCGGCAAUUGUCAGUAGUUUUGAUAGAUUAUAAUAUAUUUUAAUAUUAGUCCGUGGUUAUUGAAGUUGGUAAUCAUGUAUUUAUAAGUGAGGUUCGAAUACCUUUAUAGCAAGAACCAUCUUUGUAAAUUAUUUUGUACAAUGUUUAAAUUUUUCUAUGUUUGCAAUGCAUUAUUAUUUUUUUAAGUCUUAAUUAUAUUUUGUUGAUUUUUUCAGUUGCUUACUUUUACUAUUAUUGAUAAUGAUACAAAAAUGUGAAAAACUUUAGACGAAAUUAGGAAAGAAUUAUGUGUUUCAAUGUAAAUAUAUAGACGAAAACGUAUUGUAUGUAGAAGUACAUAAAUAUUAUUUAUGUAUUAAAUUUGAUAUUGUUUUCAAAAUUUAA
Molecule: messenger RNA, 5962 nt
Organism: Manduca sexta (tobacco hornworm)
Lineage: Eukaryota; Metazoa; Arthropoda; Insecta; Lepidoptera; Sphingidae
Gene: foxo
Product: forkhead box protein O
Biological process (GO): regulation of transcription by RNA polymerase II
Cellular component (GO): nucleus
Molecular function (GO): DNA-binding transcription factor activity, RNA polymerase II-specific; RNA polymerase II cis-regulatory region sequence-specific DNA binding
Source: RefSeq, a predicted model, not a curated record